Messenger RNA from Tetranychus urticae (two-spotted spider mite), 890 nucleotides. The record is from RefSeq and is a predicted model, not a curated record. NCBI's taxonomy places the organism in Eukaryota, Metazoa, Arthropoda, Arachnida, Trombidiformes, Tetranychidae.
AUGGAAUCAACUUAUUUAUAAUUUAUACAAAAGCUUAAACUUUUUGUCUUAAAAUGAAUGAAGAUAAUAGUAAUACUUCUGAUAAAAUUACAAUAAAAGUGAGACACUCGGAUGAGGAUUAUCAUGAGAUUACUAUUGAUUGGUCAAAUGAAAGUUUCGAUUACAGGAAACAAUUGUUUCAUCAGUUAUCAGCAUACACAGGCAUUCCAGUUGAGCAUCAAAUGUAUAUUGAAGUGAAUAAUGAGUUUAACCGCAGUGGUGGUCUGCAAAAUACCGAAUGGAAGGAUACAAGUUACAUUGCAGUAUAUGGUUGGCAAUACGAUACUAAAGAACAUGCAAUGAAUACAUUUCAUGAUGGCGAUUGUUUUCUACUCAAAACCAGAAUUUUGGUAGAGGAUGGUGAUAAUGGAAUUAGCUGUGAUUAUGUCUUGUCGCAUGCGAGUUUGGUUAAUGCAGCUGAAUGUAACAGGCAUUAUUGUCAUUACUUGGGUAGUCGAUAUUUUACGAAGAAAUUUGCAGAGUUGAUGAAAUCAAAUGAAUUGCAAACAAUCCUAAGUCAAGGAGGAGGCCCAAGUCUGGAGGAAUUGCAUAGAAUGCAACUCAAUUUGAAUAUUGCAAAUCUAAUGAAUUUAAAAUGCACUGCAGUGAUCUCAGCAUACCCUGUUUUGCGACGGUUUAAUUUUGACCGACUAUAUUUACGUUAUCGUGGCUAACUUAAAUCUCUGUGAAUUGUCGACAAAUGUUUUAUUUAAUCAAACAUUUACUAAAAUUUUAUUAGAUUAGAGCAGAUGCUCCCUUAUUUAUAUUGAUUUUGAAAAAUCGGUGAGAGUAAGGUUUUACGGACUAAGGCGGAACUUAAGAAUCACACACUUUCGCUAACCAAUGGUAAA